UAUUUAUCUAUUUAUUUAUUUAUUUAUUUAUUUAUUUAUGUUGCACAGGUGGUGUCUGAAAUCUGCUCCAGGGAACAACUGUCAGCUGAACUGUUUUGUCUUGGCGCCCGGCGUGUUUGUUAAGUAGGGCCAAUUUUCGUUUUGUCGCUGAAGACCACGUUAAUGUUGAAAAUUUAGGAAAAACGAAUUGCAAGUGCCACUGUCAUAACAGAUUGUAAUGAAAUGAAAAUUUGAAAUGCCUUCUUCCUGGAGUAAGCUUUAAAUUUGGCGCCACCUGGGACUUCCGUGUCCGGGCUGACAGGUUGGAUGUGGUUGUGCCAUUCUGACCAAAAAAUUGCCGAAAAUGGCUUGUUCCUCAUUAAAUAAAAUCCCAGAAUCCUCCAGUUUUAACUUAGAAGUGUAAGAAGGGGAAAAAUAACUUAAACAUUAGCUAACAUUGUCUUAAACUGCGAAGAAAAAAUUAUUUUUUGACUGCCGGACGCGAGACCACGCAAUGUCCUUGGGACUGGGUACUACUACUCCCUAUUCCUCCUCCACCAAGUCAUAAAUAAAGUUCAUUCACUGCGGUUCUUUAUUUGGCGGCGGUAUACAAAGGGAAAGGGGAAUCUCUCUGAACUUUACACUUCUUUCCCAAAAUUUUAUUGCUGCGCAAAUGUCGAAUCCGGAAAUAACGUCAAAGAAGAGAAAAGAGCUCGAGAACGGCGACGAAGAAAAUUCAAAGAAAUCAAAGAUCGAAUGUUCAGACACACAGCCCGAUUCACCGCCAGGUCAAGAUCACAUAGAGCAAAACCACUUAACAGACGAAACCUUAGCCGACAAAAAUUCUGAAGAGGCCAAAGAAGUCGACAAAGUCCAGUCUGCUGCAUUACUGAAUACCUGUGGUAAGCUUCUUAUUAGUGGUGGAACCAACUGGGACUUGAUUGGACGAAAGGAGACCCCAAAAUCGGCAGCCAAUGUCGGAGGUCCAAACUUGUGGGAACCACAUAGCAUUUCCUCACUAAACAGCAUCAGAGUGCAGCAUGUAGCAUCAGGACCAAGUGCUUGUCACAGCAUCAUCAUCUGUGACGAUGGAACUGCCAUGAGCUUCGGACGCAAUGAUUGCGGUCAGCUUGGCCAUGGAGAUCUGGUGCGCUGUGACAAACCCAAGAUUAUUGAGAGUCUGAAGCAUUAUACUGUUGCUCAAGCUAGUUGUGGAAAAGGGCACACUCUGUUGCUUACAGCUGAAGGUAUCCUAUUUGGCUUUGGAGGAAACAAAAUGGCUCAGUUAGGACAAGGACACCAAAAACCUGUGGUGGCAAAACCAGUACAGAUUGUUCACCCAACCAACAAGAAGAUCUUGAAGACAGCAUGCGGGGCUGAAUUUAGCGUGUUUAUCGAUGAAAACAACCUUCUGUAUUCAUUUGGUCGACCGGAACAUGGUCAGCUCGGACACAACACAGAUGGGCAAUACUUCGUCACUUCCAACAAGCUUGCUUUUGACUGCGAGGUUCUUCCACGCCAUGUGGCAGUGUUUGUAGAAAAGACAAAAGAUGGCUUCACUCACAUCAUAGAUGAUGUGAAAAUAGUGGACGUAGCUUGCGGCAAUAACCACACGAUUGCACGAGAUACUACAGACCGCGUAUUUACUUGGGGCUUUGGAGGUUAUGGCCGGCUCGGUCAUCAACAGCCAAAAGAUGAGCAUAUACCUAGACUAGUUACCUUCUUUAAAGGCAAAAGUGUUUCGUCAGUUCACGCGGGCUCAAGUUACAGCUUGGCUUUAAGUUCGGGUCAGCUGUAUUUUUGGGGCUUGACCAAGAGUACGGGUGACGCUACCAUGUACCCUAAACCCGUUCGGGACAUGUCGGGAUGGGACGUGCGGAGUGUCGGGUGUUCUAAAACAAGCAUUGUUCUGGCAGCGGACGAUAGCGUGGUGAGCUGGGGCCCAAGCCCAACAUACGGGGAACUGGGUUACGGAUUAAAGAAAGGCGGACAAAAGUCCUCAUCAAACCCAAAGAUAGUGGAACCUCUAGAAGGCAUUUACAUUCAACAAGUGGCGUGCGGAUUAGGCCACACCCUGUUCAUUGCACGUGACGAGGAGAACGAUCGAGCGCUACUGGAUAAAAUACCGGUGUACGAUCCUGACAAGGUAUGAAAGCUGUGGAUGUGUUGCUUUGGUUUUCGUCCUGAAAUGCCGCGCACUUCACGACCACUGAAUGAGCUGUCAUGUCACAAGUCACGUGAUCCCAUGCAUGCGUUGUAGUUACUAACUCCAACCUGUUAAAAGUAUCAAUUUCGUUGCACGAAUAAAUAGUUUAUUCUGUUUCUUUAGGUAACCUUAGACAAUACUUUAGAUGAAUCGUACGCGAGCCUUUGUAUUUCUCCUUUCGACGCAACAUUGGACUGGGUGCAAAAAUUGCUGCUUAGUUAAUAAGUUUGUCUGUUACUGUUAAAGAGCUGCCGCAAACCUGCAGCUGUCGAAGCUCAGCAUCCUAUGCUCGAUAUUGGCAAAGCCCAAAGCAUGAUUCAUCUUCAUGGUAAUGAGCUGUCGUCAGAUCGUCAUCGCAACAAGCUGACGUCACAGCUUUCGUGGCGCUCCAACCCACUUCUGAUUGGGCAUUAAAUUCCGAAAAUUCCUGCCACUUGUACGGGAAUUCGUAGGAAGCAAAACUUGCUGUAUGAUAUGAUUCGGACUAUGUUGCAUGUAUCAUAAAAUGGGAGGGUUUUUGUUCUUUAAAACUACUACUUAGAAAAAGCUAUUAUCCCCGAAGCACAGCAAUACAACGGUAGCUUCUCUCUUAUGUUGCUUAUGAUCAGAUAUUACUUUCAGGCCUAAACAAGAGACCAAUACACGACAAGUCAUGCCCAUGAAAAUCGCUUGUGAUCUAUUUAUAAGUCGUAUAUAUUGUUACCAUUUCUAUCGUCAUCUUCGAAUUCAGUACCUCUCAUCUCUAAAAUCUCUCAGAACUUGUGAAAAGGUAAUCUGUGCUUGACAGAUAACUGAUAGUUCGGAGUGAAAUCUCUGUGAGGGAGGGAUGUUAAAGGGAACACUUUCUCUCGUAAUUGUCUUCUGUAUUAAAUAUUUCAGAAAAUAUCUGUAUGUUCAAUUUUGUGUAAGUGCCUUUUCCUUUCUUUCGCAAAACAUCAUCAGGCUGUAUAUUUGUUAGUAAUGGUUAGAAACUUUGUAAUUGUGGGACAGAGAUUUGGUGACAGCUGAAGAAAGCCGAAUAUUGUACAUUUAAAUCUAUAACAAGAAGAAAAAUUUCAAAGUUGACGUCAGAAAAGCAAUAAUAGUGAAAGUUUAUUUAUUUUGCAGAGCUCUAAAAGAAUCAAAGUAUUGAUUAAAGUGAAGAUUGUUGACUCCUAAGUUAUCAAUGUUAUUGUUACGGCGCCAUGUGCAAUAAAAUCAAUAUAAAACGGUUA
Messenger RNA from Orbicella faveolata, 3399 nucleotides. RefSeq names its product protein RCC2 homolog. The record is from RefSeq and is a predicted model, not a curated record. NCBI's taxonomy places the organism in Eukaryota, Metazoa, Cnidaria, Anthozoa, Scleractinia, Merulinidae. Gene Ontology annotation, cellular component: membrane. Gene Ontology annotation, molecular function: small GTPase binding. Gene Ontology annotation, biological process: negative regulation of GTPase activity.